Molecule: messenger RNA, 1503 nt
Organism: Sorghum bicolor (sorghum)
Lineage: Eukaryota; Viridiplantae; Streptophyta; Magnoliopsida; Poales; Poaceae
Product: gibberellin 2-beta-dioxygenase 1-like
Exons: 3
Coding region: 135-1247 (370 amino acids)
Biological process (GO): gibberellin catabolic process; response to light stimulus
Source: RefSeq, a predicted model, not a curated record
ACCAAAACCAUUCCCCCCCCCCCCCCCCCCCCCCCCUCGCUCUCUCUCUCUCUCUCUCUGCUUCCCUCCUCUGUUUCGACGUACGUACAUUCCCAGUGCAGCUGCAGCGCCAGUCUGUAACCAUAACCAUAACCAUGGUGGUCCUCACCAAGGGCGAGCUGGAGCAGAUCACGCUCCCGGCCGUGCAACGCGCGGCGCCGCCGCUGGCCUUCGUGCCGGAGGUCGACCUGUCCGCGGCGGCGGCGUCCGUCGCCGCCCGGUCGGCGGCCGCGCGCGCGGUGGCCAAGGCGUGCGAGGACCACGGGUUCUUCAAGGUGACGGGCCACGGCGUGCCGGCGCCGCUCCUGGCGCGCCUCGAGGCCGCCGCCGCCGCCUUCUUCGCGCUCCCGCAGCGGGACAAGGACAAGGCCGCGGCCGCCGCUGUUGGCGGGAGCCCGCCGUUUGGGUACGCCAGCAAGCGGAUUGGCGGCAACGGCGAUCUCGGCUGGGUUGAGUACCUCCUGCUUGGCGUCACCCCCGCCGGCGCCGCCGCUGCACCCUCGGCGUUGUCCGCCGCGCCAGUGUCGUCUGCGUCCGAGGGCGCCGCGCCAUCCUGUUGUUUCCGUGAUGUUCUGGACGAGUACAUCGCGGCGGUGCGACGCAUGACGUGCACGGUGCUGGAGCUGAUGGCGCAAGGCCUGGGCCUGGACGACGACACGGCCGUGUUCAGCAGGCUGGUGCUGGACCGGGACAGCGACUCCAUGCUGAGGGUGAACCACUACCCGCCGCGGCCCGAGACCGCCGCCGCCGCCGGCGAGCCGGCGGAGGUGAGGCGGCCGCGGCUGACGGGGUUCGGCGAGCACACCGACCCGCAGAUCAUCUCCGUGCUCCGGUCCAACGACACGGCCGGGCUGGAGAUCUCGCUCCGGGAUGGCUCCUGGGUCUCCGUCCCCUCCGACACCCAAUCCUUCUUCGUCAACGUCGGCGACGCAUUGCAGGUGCUGACGAACGGGCGGUUCCGGAGCGUGCGGCACCGGGUGAUGGUGAGCAGCGGGCGGCCGCGGGUGUCGGUCAUCUUCUUCGGCGGGCCGCCGCCGCGGGAGCGCCUGGCGCCGCUGCCGGGGCUGGUGGACAGGGAGGGCGGCCGCCGACGGUACAGGGAGUUCACGUGGAGGGAGUACAAGACCUCGGCGUACCGGACCAAGCUCGCCGACAACAGGCUCUGCUACUUCGAGACGACGACCGCCGCCGCCGCCGCGACCAGCUAGCCGCGCUGAGUUUUGAAUGUGUCGUCGGCUACCUUUUGAUGUGUGUGUAGUGUAGAACGAAAUGUUUGCGUGUCGUAUAGUUUUCUGUCAAUGCAAAUUAAAGGCGGCUGGUAAGGUAUUGGUCAGUUCGUCGCUUUUAUUUGUAGAGAGAUUGGUGGAACUGGAACGUGAUGCCUCUCGGCGUACUAUAUAGUUAGGCCGGGGAAAUCCCUGGUGUAAGGCCAGUCUCAAUGGAGUUUUAUUAGAGUUUUAUGCA